This is a messenger RNA of Diospyros lotus (date-plum), 1812 nucleotides long. RefSeq lists its product as uncharacterized. The transcript has a single exon. Lineage: Eukaryota; Viridiplantae; Streptophyta; Magnoliopsida; Ericales; Ebenaceae. The record is from RefSeq and is a predicted model, not a curated record. Bases 193 to 1458 code for a protein of 421 amino acids.
AGCAGAAGAUUUAGCCGGAGCAUAUUCCAUUUCCAUAUUCAGUAAACAGCAGCCUCAUCGUCGUCCUUCCUUAUCUUUUUCAAUAUCCUAAAACUAUCCGAUGGCUUUCUGAGAGGGUUUGAAGUUGGAGUACAGAUACAGAAACCCUCUCUCAGCUCACUGGACUCAUCGAAUGACGUACAAAAAUCGAAGAUGAAUCCUCUCCGCAAUUCAAUUGAAGUUGUUCCCCUCAGAGCUGCUUGUUCUUUAUUGGCAAUUCCGCUUCCCUACCUCCAGAAAUCCCAACUCCAAAUUACUCGCAAUGCCUCAUUCAAACCCCAAGGAUUGCGAUCAAUUUCGCAAUCACGGCCGCGAAUCAAAGCCAGCGCGGCCGACCACGCCGCCGAGAUCGACAUGGUGAGGACCAGAGAAGGCGUCUACGCCGCUGGGCCCAACAAAGUGGUGGUGCUAUGGGACCUGGACAACAAGCCGCCGCGGGGCCCGCCGUACCAGGCUGCGAUGGCCCUCCGGCAGGUGGCGGAGCGGUUCGGAGAAGUGGUCGACAUCUGCGCCUACGCCAACCGUCACGCAUUCAUCCACCUUCCCCACUGGAUCCUCGAGGAGCGCCGUGACAGGCGCCAGCUCGACUUCCUUGAGCGCAAGGGCUUGGCGACGCCGGCCGAGCCCUACGUGUGCGGCGUCUGCGGCCGCAAGUGCAAGACCAACAUCGAUCUCAAGAAACACUUUCGCCAGUUGCACGAGCGCGAGCGGCAGAAGAAGCUCAACAGAAUGAAGUCGUUGAAAGGGAAGAAGCGCCAGAGAUUCAAGGAGAGGUACAUAGAUGGGAACCACAAGUACGUGGAGGCUGCGAGGACUCUUCUCAAUCCGAAAGUCGGCUAUGGGCUUGCGGCGGAGCUGAGGCGCGCUGGAGUUUAUGUGAAGACGGUGCAGGAUAAGCCGCAGGCGGCGGAUUGGGCGCUAAAGAGGCAAAUGCAGCAUUCUAUGAGCCGGGGGAUUGAUUGGUUGUUCUUGGUUUCGGAUGAUUCGGAUUUCUCCGAGAUGUUGAGGAGGGCGAGGGAGGCGAAUUUGGGGACGGUGGUCGUCGGGGAUUGGGACAGGGCAUUGGGGAGGCAUGCGGAUUUGUGGGUUCCAUGGAUAGGUGUUGAGAAUGGAGAGGUUUCGGAGAAGGAUUUGGUACCAAGGAGUCGGAGGAGAGUUGAAUUCGCGAGGAAAGAUGAUGAAACAUUUUCGGUUACUCAGUUUGAUGGUGAAGUUGGAAUUAAGGGGAAUUUGGACAGUGUAGUUGAUGAACUUGUUGCAGUGAGGACUGACUUUCAUAAUUUGGAGAUAUCAACCUUUUCGGACGGGGAAGAGGAAGAAUGGGCAAGUGGUGAAGAAAGUCAGGAUUCUGAAGAAGAUGGUGAUUUCUUAUUGGAUAGUGAGGACGAGGAAGUGGAAGAGGAUGAUGGUUACUUUUGAUACAUAGAAGUUUAAUUAUGACUGAAGUGAACGAGCUAAGGUUUUGGGCUAAUUCCAUUAUGUAGAUUACAAAGAUUUCUGGGGGAUACCUUUGGAAAAUGAACAGAUGGAACAAUGAAAAAUGUGACUGUUGCGGCAGAGUAGCCUAUAGGAAGGAUGGACUUUGCUUGUUUCUUGAAUGUACAGUUUUUGUGGUUUAGGAAUUUUUUGGAAUGCAUUACAUGUCCAUCAUCAUUCAUCUGACUGCCCUCUGCAUUAUAAGGUCCAAAUUUGCUCUUGCCCCAUUUAUAGUGUAAUCUCACAGAAGUAUGGCCCAGUUUUCAACUUCUCAAUUGAAAGCUCAUAUUUUUGGUA